Messenger RNA from Cornus florida, 1410 nucleotides. RefSeq lists its product as uncharacterized. The record is from RefSeq and is a predicted model, not a curated record. Bases 1 to 1410 code for a protein of 469 amino acids. Lineage: Eukaryota; Viridiplantae; Streptophyta; Magnoliopsida; Cornales; Cornaceae. The transcript has 4 exons.
AUGGACUACCAAAUUUGGUUGGUUAUCGUUAAUGGACCUUUUGUUCCAAUGAAAGGAUUUGGUGCUGAAAGAGUCCGUAAGACUGAAGCUGAAUGGAACACCGAAGAUUAUAAACUUAUCUCCUUGAAUGCUAAAGCCAAAAUCAAUCUUAAUUGUGCUAUAAGUCCUAAUGAAUAUAAUAGAGUCUCUACCUGUACCACAGCUAAAGAAAUCUGGGAUAAACUCCAGAUUACCUAUGAAGGGACAUCACAAGUUAAGGAAUCCAAAAUUGACAUCCUUAUGCAUCAAUAUGAACUGUUUCGCAUGAAUGAAAAUGAGUCUAUUAGUACAAUGUUUGUGAGAUUUACUGACAUUAUUAAUGGCUUAAAACACCUUGGCAGAACUAUGACUAAUUCUGAUCUUACAAGGAAAAUUCUUAGAAGCUUACCUGAAAAAUGGGAUGCUAAGGCAACUGCAAUCAAAGAAGCUCAUAACCUCAAUACACUUGAGCUGGAUGAACUUCUCGGUUCUCUUCUCACAUGGGAGAUCACUCUAAAAGAUAGAGAAGGAGAUCAUCAUCGAAAGAAAGAAAUUUCUCUAAAAGCCUUUCAAUUUGAAAAGGAAGUUUCCAACAACGAAAGAAGAAAUUCAACAAGGGAAGGUUCAAAAAGGGAGAAUCCUCUAAUGAGCAAGGCAAAUGUGACUCCCCCACCUAAUUUCAUUGUGGAAAACUGGGACACUUUAAAGCUGAUUGCUAUGCCUACAAGGAGGAAAAGAAAAAGAAAAGAGCAAUGCAAGCCACUUGGGAAGAAUGGAUCCGAAAGUGAUGAGGAAAAAGUCAUUCUUUGUCUCAAGGCGAGUAGGGAUGAGGUAAAUUCUAAUUCUGACUCCUCUUCCGAAAAUGAAAUUACUUAUGAUGAUUUAGUUGAUGCAUAUAAUGGUUUACUUAAUGGCUUCAAAGAAUUGCAUUAUGAACUAGGUAAAAUGGAUGGUUUCAAAGUCUCCACGUCUUCCAAAGACAAAUGGUUUCUUGAUAGCGGAUGCUCAAGACAUAUGACGGGUGACCGUGCAAAAUUCUCCUCUCUAGAAGCAUACAAUGGAGGAAGCGUAACAUUUAGAGAUAAUUCUAAAGGCAAGGCAGAAAAGGUUGCAGGAGAUAGAAAUAAAGAAAGGGAAGUAGAACAAGUUGAGGUUGAAGAAGAAGAAGAGGAAGAACAAGAAUCCAUGCAUAUCCCUCCCUCCAACGAACGGUCCAUCCGUGAGCUUCUACUUGAGAAUCUUGCUCUCUCUAAAAAACAAAUUGCCCUCGGCAAAGAGAACAAGGAACACAUUCUCGACCUGCGCCUUCGACUAGAGGAAAUAGCAAAUGAAGUCGAUCUCGUGAAGAAAGACCUUGCCAAUCUCCGUGUCACGGGACUUCCUCACUUUUGA